CUCAGUUCCUCUUCCGCAAAUUUCUCACCCAGAACCCCUCUUUCUCUGUCUCUCUCGCAUUUUCUGAGUACCAAAUGAACUCCUCAGAAACCUCUUCAAUCCCCUCCAAGACCUCGAAGAAGGCCCUCUUUCACUCCCGAAAACCUAAUCCUAACCAAUUGAGCUCCAAAACCCCAGAGAAGCUCGCACAGCUCCCCCGCCGUGGCCGCUCGCUCAACCGUGGCGUCGCGCUCUCGAUCAAUGAAGUCCGAAAGGUUGCUGAGAGCCUCCACGAGCGAUCGCCUGGCCGGUCGGGCCGGCCAAAGUCCGCCAGAAGGCAGAUUGAAUCCUGGACCGACGAGAGCCCGGCCCGCAAACCCAAGAAACCCGCUGGAGAGACCGUCAAGCUACCGGAAAAGUAUGAGAUUCUUGGUGAGUUUUUUGAUAGCUUGGAUAGUUCGAUUCGGUUGUUGCGGUUGAAGGGUUCGACACCGACUUUCACGAAUAUUUGCCCGAAAAUCGAGUCUUUAACUGAUAGGAGGUUUUCAUAUAGUCACUUGGCUCAGUUGAAGUUUAUUUUACGCGAAGCAAUUGAGGUAAAGAGGAUACUUGUGUUUGACGAGCGGACUAGUUGUAUGAAGCCAGAUCUACAUGUUUCUAUCAAUAUUGAUGCGAUAGAAAAUGAUGGGAAGUUGAAAUCUGAGAGCGGGAACAUGCAUUUGAGGAAGGUCUUCCGUGCGCGGCUUGUGGAUUUUUCAAAAUCCCAUCCUGAGGUCAAUGAAAUUCCGGAGGAAACAUUGCCUGAACCAUUUAAUCGUCCAAAACUAGAUGUCAGUUCAAACAUGAGCAAAAUACCCACCUCAUCAUUUCCUCUUAAGACAUCAACUGGUGCACUAACGGCUCAGCCAUCCGGAGUAUCAGAAACCUGCAUUCAGGGUGAUGAAAUUCCAGAAGGAAUAGAGAAAGAUCUGAAUUCAUACAUAAAUGAAGCUCCCAGCUUGUCAUUGCCUAGGGCAACAUCAACUGAAGAACCUAACAAUCAGCAACCAGCAGGAGCAUCACAUCUCCCUCCAUCUUUCCGUAAGUGCUUCUCACAUAAAGUCAGGAGCAAUGAAGCAGAGAGUGGUUCUCAAAACUUUUCAAGGACUUCCCUCCGACCUUCAUAUCUUCCAGUUCAAGAGUCACUCAUUAACAAGAGUUCCUCAAAAGAGGAAACUAGUUCUGCUGUUGCUCCUUUCCCAGCAAAUUUGUCAUCUAAACCAAACAACAAUGGAAAGCAUGUAGCAUUUUGUGCUUCUCCUGCUUGUUUCCCACCAUCUUACCCACCUGCAACCCCAAGCAAAGAGUUAGAUGCCCUGGAUAGUGAAAAUGGUUCUCCCACAAAAAUUGUUAAGAUCAAUUCUACUCCUGCAAAACUUGCUUCCACUCCAGCUAGGCUGAUGAAUGUGACACCAGCAUUGCAUCCGCCAAAGAGAUGUUAUAUGAGCCCAGAGGAUGAUUCUACUAGCUCACCAAACAAAUUAGUUAGGCGUCUGCCCCGUUCCAGGUCAUUAAAAUUUGACACUCCCAUAAAGAAUGAAAACAUUGUGGAUGAAAUAGAUGGCGUGGGAGGUGUUUCACUUGAUAAUGAUAUCUUUGAUAUUCUUCCAGAGAAUCUUCUGCAAUCGUUACGAGAGAAAGAGAGGAAGGCAAUAGAGGAGCGAGAUCCUGCGAUCUCACAAGCAAAGAGGAGGCGACAAAUGAUUGCUUGUCUACCUAAGCUCUUUAACAUGAUUCACUUCUUAUUCCAGUCUAUUAAUCAGACCGUUAUCACAAAAGAGGAGCUAAUACACAAGAUAAUUGCAAACCAAUGUGACAUUGUUGACAGAAGAGAAGUUGUAGAGCAGCUGAACCUCUUGCUAGAACUAGUUCCGGACUGGAUUUCAGAAAAGUUUCCAUCUGGAGGGGAUUCACUCUUCCGUAUAAAUAAAGCAUCAAGUCCUGAGUCAAUACGGGCACGGCUUGAAGAAGCAAAGUGAGCUAGAGCACGAUAUGGUUUCUAGGAAAUUACUGUAAAGAAGCAUGUUGGGGAUUGUCUACAAUUUUCUUUAUGAUGGGCUAUUUGUAAAUAUUUUUAGCCUAAUUCUUCUAUGUUAACUAUAAAGGAGUAGAUUUUGAAAGCCGACUCAGGUGGUUAGGAUGAAGGCUUUUGUCUAGUAUAUUAAUUACAUAGCAAGAUUAUUUAAAAGAAAGCUUGCUUAAUUUGAAUGCGAAAGAAGCAUCAGGCAUGUUUGUAAGCAGCCGAUUGAAUCAUGAAUUUUAUAGAUGAAGUCCUUAAGAGGUUUUUCCU
Messenger RNA from Alnus glutinosa, 2308 nucleotides. Its product is annotated as CDT1-like protein b. The record is from RefSeq and is a predicted model, not a curated record. The transcript has 7 exons. Gene Ontology annotation, cellular component: nucleus. Bases 75 to 1997 code for a protein of 640 amino acids. Gene Ontology annotation, molecular function: DNA polymerase binding; DNA binding. Gene Ontology annotation, biological process: mitotic cell cycle; regulation of DNA-templated DNA replication initiation; DNA replication preinitiation complex assembly. Lineage: Eukaryota; Viridiplantae; Streptophyta; Magnoliopsida; Fagales; Betulaceae.